Messenger RNA from Ilex paraguariensis (yerba mate), 648 nucleotides. The record is from the annotation of a GenBank genome assembly. Lineage: Eukaryota; Viridiplantae; Streptophyta; Magnoliopsida; Aquifoliales; Aquifoliaceae.
AUGGAUCUCUCCAGCCCCAAGUACCUUGAAGCUCCACCCUUAUUUACAUCUCCCGGGGAAGCCUCAUUAGAGAACAACGCUGGGUUCUAUAGAACAAGCAGAGAUAACCCAUUUCUUGAUCCAAUCUGCAAGUUAAAUCUCAAGGAGACCUCUGAGUUUGUUAAAUCAUUCCCAAUGGCAAACAAUGGCCUAGAAAGCAGAGGUUUUGUUGAUGUUUCAGCUGAGAGGGGGGCAGAGGGAGUGAAUUCAGUUACAAAGAGGAAUGUGGAAGCUCCUUCCACACCUGGUAGACCCAUUUUCAACUUCAGUGUAGGAAACAAUCUCUCAAGAAAGUCUUUUCCUUCAAAGUGGGAUGAUGCAGAGAAGUGGCUUAUUAGUGGCAGUUCUUGCCAUGACUCCCCUGCUCAUCAUCAUGGUUUUAAGCCAUCAGAUUUCUCAAAAAUGGCCAAACAUUGUAUUGGGGUUAAGCCACAAGGAGGAGAGGUCUUUGCAGAAAAAUCAAGGGUCACAGAGGAAAAGGUCUCAAAAGCAAUUUCAGCCUUUCAAGUGCCUAUAUCUUUGGACCAUCAUAGCUCAGCCAGAACUUUCAAUGAGUUCUCUGCCUCAGCACAUGUACUUCUGAAAGGUGACAACCUUUCCCCACCUUGA